GGAAGCAAUGCAAUAAAUGAAACCAACCACCAACUACCCUUACACCGUCUACUCUCACUUUCAUGCAUUUGCAGGCACUCUUGGCUCUUUCUCUAUAUAAACACAAACGCUAUUAGCUCUCUUCAUCAUCCAAACCCAUUACUUACUUAAGCAUAAGAGAUAAAACUUAAGAUUAUGGAGGGGCUCUUAAAGUUGUCGACGUUGGUGAUUGUGUGCAUGUUAGUGUCCGCUCCAAUGGCGUCCGAGGCAGCAAUCUCUUGCGGCGCAGUCGCCAGCAACUUAGGCCAAUGCAUUAACUACCUGACCCGAGGUGGUUUCGUUCCUCGAGGGUGUUGUUCUGGCGUUAGGAGGCUCAACAGCAUGGCUCGUACCACCCGUGACCGCCAACAAGCUUGUCGCUGCAUCCAAGGAGCAGCUAGAGCCUUGGGUUCCAGACUUAACCCAGGCCGUGCUGCACGUCUUCCUGGUGCUUGUCGUGUUAGGAUCGCUUACCCCAUCAGCGCAAGAACCAACUGUAACAAAGUCAGGUGAAUAUGAGAGGAUAUCGACGUCGCUGAAGGUUUUUUAAAUAUAAUUGUUGAGAGAGUUUUAAAGAAUAAUUAAGAUGUCACUAGUAUAAGUGUAUCAUUUUACUGUUGUGUGUUGUUUUUAGAAUUUGUGUGUUUCAUGUCUUUCUUUAUAUACGAAGGUCUAUUAAUUGCUCAUCUGUGUUAUGUAUUCCUCUAAUGAUAUUAUGGAACUACGAUAUGUAUUGUUUCCA
This is a messenger RNA of Brassica napus (rape), 760 nucleotides long. Its product is annotated as non-specific lipid-transfer protein 5. The transcript is spliced from 2 exons. Gene Ontology annotation, molecular function: lipid binding. Gene Ontology annotation, biological process: lipid transport. The record is from RefSeq and is a predicted model, not a curated record. NCBI's taxonomy places the organism in Eukaryota, Viridiplantae, Streptophyta, Magnoliopsida, Brassicales, Brassicaceae. Bases 175 to 531 code for a protein of 118 amino acids. Gene Ontology annotation, cellular component: membrane.